AUGAGGCCAGGCCUCUUCUGCCUCCUAGGCCUUCCAUUCCUCUUUUGCCAGACCACAGGGAGUUUGUGGAUCUCCAGCCCCACCUCCAGCUCUUUCUCUGACUCUGUACUCAGCUCCAGCAGCAGCUCUCAUCCCGGUCCUGGCUCCGUGUCUCAGUCGCUUUCCAAUUUCACUGGCUUCGAGGAUGACCACGGGACCUGCCAGUGCUCCAUCGUGCUCCCAGACACCACCUUUCCCGUGCAGAGAGUGGAACGCUUGGAACUCACGGCCCACGUUCUCUCCCAGAAGUUCGAGAAAGAGCUUUCUAAAGUGAGGGAGUAUGUCCAGUUAAUCAGCGUGUAUGAAAAAAAGCUCUCCAACCUAACCAUCCGCAUAGAGAUCAUGGAAAAGGAUACCAUUUCUUACACUGAACUGGACUUUGAGCUGAUCAAGAUGGAAGUGAAGGAGAUGGAGAAACUGAUCGUACAGCUGAAGGGCAGUUUUGUUGGAAGCACAGUAAUUGUUGACCAGCUGGAAGUGGAGAUAAGGAAUAUGACUCUCCUGGUAGAGAAGCUGGAGACACUAGACAAAAACAAUGUCCUUGCCAUUCGCCGAGAAAUCCUGGCUCUGAAGACCCGGCUAAAGGAAUGUGAAGCUUCUAAAGGUGACAAUGGUCUUGUCUCCCCACCACCUCCUGCUCCUGGGACCUGUGGCCAUGGUGGUAUCAUGAAUGUCAGCAAGCCAGCUGUAGUUCAGCUCAACUGGAGAGGGUUUGCCUACAAGUAUGGUGCCUGGGGUCGGGAUUACUCUCCCCAGAAUCCAGAAGGGGGUCUGUAUUGGGUGGCCCCUUUGAAUACAGAUGGAAGAACUCUGGAAUAUUACAGACUCCACAAGACACUGGAUGAUUUGCUAUUGUACAUAAAUGCCCGAGAUUAUCGGAUUACCUAUGGCCAAGGUGGUGGUACAGUAGUUUAUAACAACUACAUGUAUGUCAACUGGUACAACACUGGGAACAUUGCCAAAAUUAACCUGAGUAACAACAGGGCUGAACUGACUCAAACUCUCCCUAAUGCCGCCUAUAAUAAUCGCUUUUCAUAUGCUAAUGUUGGUUGGCAAGAUAUUGACUUGGCUGUGGAUGAGCAGGGACUGUGGGUGAUUUAUUCAACUGAAGCCAGCACUGGUAACAUGGUGAUUAGUAAACUCAACGACACCACACUUGUGGUGCUAAACACUUGGUACACCAGGCAGUAUAAACCAUCUGUUUCUAAUGCCUUCAUGAUAUGUGGGGUUCUGUAUGCCACCCGCACUCUGAACACCAAAGCAGAAGAGAUUUUCUACUACUAUGACACAAACACAGGGAGAGAAGGCCGACUAGCCAUUACAGUGCAGAAGAUGCAGGAAAGAGUGCAGAGCAUUAACUACCACCCUAUUGAGCAGAAACUUUUUGUCUAUAAUGAUGGUUACCUUCUGAACUAUGAUCUGAUCUUUAACCAGAAACCCAAGUAAAUGUGUUAGGGUGAGAGAGGAAGAGAAUGUUCUUUG
This is a messenger RNA of Nyctereutes procyonoides (raccoon dog), 1521 nucleotides long. It is a transcript of the gene OLFM4, whose product is annotated as olfactomedin 4. The transcript is spliced from 5 exons. The coding region runs from base 1 to 1485 and encodes 494 amino acids. The record is from RefSeq and is a predicted model, not a curated record. Gene Ontology annotation, biological process: signal transduction. Lineage: Eukaryota; Metazoa; Chordata; Mammalia; Carnivora; Canidae.